Lolium perenne is the source of this 1018-nucleotide messenger RNA. Its product is annotated as probable calcium-binding protein CML10. The record is from RefSeq and is a predicted model, not a curated record. Lineage: Eukaryota; Viridiplantae; Streptophyta; Magnoliopsida; Poales; Poaceae. Gene Ontology annotation, molecular function: calcium ion binding.
GUAGCGAAACCCAACCCAAAGCAGAGCAGAGCGCCCGCCGUCAUGGGCAAGAUCAAGAUGCCGUCCCUCUUCCGCCGCAAGUCGCGCUCCCCAUCCCCGCCGCCCCAGUCCAACGACAAGGACGCCGCCGCAGCCAACCAUUCCCCGCCGCGGUCCCCUACCCGCACGGCCGAGCAGGAGAUGGAGCGCGUCUUCCGCAAGUUCGACGCCAACGGCGACGGCCGGAUCUCGCGGCCGGAGCUCGCCGCCCUCUUCGAGAGCCUGGGCCACGCGGCCACCGACGACGAGCUGGCACGCAUGAUGGCCGAGGCGGACGCCGACGGCGACGGCUUCAUCAGCCUCGCCGAGUUCGCCGCGCUCAACGCCACCGACGCCGCCGCCGUCGAGGAGGACCUGCGCCUCGCCUUCGGGGUCUUCGACGCCGACGGCAGCGGCGCCAUCUCCGCCGCAGAGCUCGCGCGCGUGCUGCACGGACUCGGCGAGAAGGCCACCGUCAGCCAGUGCCGCCGCAUGAUCGAGGGCGUCGACAAGAACGGCGACGGCCUCAUCUCAUUCGACGAGUUCAAGGUCAUGAUGGCAGGAGGUGGGUUCGCAAAGAUCGCCUGAACAAUCUCCGCGAUCCAGCAGCAGGUUCUUUCGUUCUUGGAUGGAUGGAUCAUCAUCAAAAGACUAGAUUUCGUCGAUCCGCCCUAUUUUUUCGCCCGUAUUCUUCUCCCCUGAUGAUCCGAGCGUUUGCGGUGGAAACUAUCAUCAAGUGUAUAUACAGAAGAAGAAGGAUCAAAAGAUCAUUAAUUAGCCCUAGAUUUUUCUGCUAUUUUUCUUUGUGCUGCCUGCCGAGUAAUAAUAGUAACUGCAAAUCGCGAAUAUUGAUUUGCGGAUAUCGAUCUAUGAUGAUAUUUCGAGACUUAAAAAAGAGUGGUUCACCGUUACUGAAUUUUCCAUCCUUAUCGUUGUCAUAUUCAGUUUCGAUUUCUGAUAUAUUGUGGCCUGCCAAUUGUGAGGUACCGGGUGCUUGGAA